AUGUAUUUCGAAAACUCAUUUAAAAAUUUUUUAAUUUUUUCUUUCUCUUCAAUAUUCAUUAUUUUUGUAGCACCUCGAGAAAAAUCAUUUAAAAAAUUUUUAAUUAAAGAUUCUUUUACCUCAGAAGAAUAUAUUUCAUCAAAUUCAGAAGGAGAUAUUACAUUUUUACUAUUAAAAAUAUCCGAACUCAAUAUGUUUUCUUUAACUUCAAUUAUUAGAAUAAUAAGACAUCUAUACAAAUUAUACUCACAAAUUAUCUUAUCUAAAAAAAUCUUCAUUGACAAAAAAUCCAUAUAA
Molecule: messenger RNA, 297 nt
Organism: Hepatospora eriocheir
Lineage: Eukaryota; Fungi; Microsporidia; Hepatosporidae
Source: the annotation of a GenBank genome assembly